Messenger RNA from Procambarus clarkii (red swamp crayfish), 2806 nucleotides. RefSeq names its product U4/U6.U5 tri-snRNP-associated protein 1. Lineage: Eukaryota; Metazoa; Arthropoda; Malacostraca; Decapoda; Cambaridae. Gene Ontology annotation, biological process: maturation of 5S rRNA; mRNA cis splicing, via spliceosome. Gene Ontology annotation, cellular component: U4/U6 x U5 tri-snRNP complex. The record is from RefSeq and is a predicted model, not a curated record.
ACUUAUCAUGAACGUUUGUAAACAUUGGUAGAGAGACGGAGAGACCAGCUUGGUGCGUGUGGGUCGCUACUGUAUUCCAGACACCUUGCUCCCGCCACUAUGGGCUCCUCCAAGAAGAGCAAAGAUAAAGACCGAGAGAAGACGAGAGAGGAGAGAAGGGAGAAGAAGAAGAAGCGGCGGUCCAGGUCGGGGUCGAGGGAGAGAGAUCGGGAAGGCAAGCACCACCAUAGGCAUCAUCACAAACACAAGAAGCAACGUACCAAGAGGCGAGAGGAUCACUCUCGAUCUGUGUCUCCUAGCUUCAGUGAUGAGUCUCUUUCUGAUGUUGAACAGCUUCUACAGUUAAAAGAUGAUGGCCCUGCACAGCAUGCCUUGCGUGUUCCGCCUCCGCCAAGAAUUUCGGCUCCACUAGCACCAAAACUCUCGGCUCCGCCACCUCCAAAACUUACAGUACCACCGCCUCCAAAGCUUUCAAGGCGGUCUCCUUCUCCCCCGCCUGCACAGCAUUCUGGUGGAGGUGGAGAUAUUUCACUCUCAAUAGAAGAGACAAAUAAGAUUCGGGCUAAGCUUGGGUUAAAACCACUGAAGCUUGAUUCUGCUCCUGCUAAAGACGAUGACAGACCAGAUGUUAUAGAGAUAGAGGAUGAUACUCAGACAAGCAAGCAAGAUGAAUUUGUUCACAAGCCUGCAGAGAGCAUCACCCAAAAGUUACAGGUAGAGAAGCUAAGAGAAAAAAUAGCUGCCCAGAGAGAGAAGCGGCGCAUCAAGGAAAAGUUACAGAAGGUGAAGACUCUGGGCGAAUCUGACAGUGAUGAUGAAUGUGCCUUGGCUUGGGUGAAGAAGUCACGCCAGUUAACAAAGGAAAGAGAAUUGGCAGAAAAAAAGAGCAAGAUGUUGGAGGAGUUGGAUGCUCAGUUUGGCAUCGCAGAUUUAGUAGAGCAAGACAUGACUGAGCAGAAAGUCAAGAAAUACAGCUACAAUGAUUUAUCAGGUCUUCAGGUGCAGCAUGAUUUUUCAAGAUUUGAUACUGGUGGUACAACUAUCUUAACCUUGAAGGAUAGUAAAGUGUUGGAUGGAGAAGAGGAUACACUUAUAAAUGUCAACAUAAUGGAUGAUGAGAGAGCAGAGAGGAAUUUGAAACGAAGAAAAUUAAAGUUAGACGAGUUAGAAUAUGAAGCGCCAGAAGUUGAUGAGUAUGGAAACAUUGUUCAGAGAACGCUUCUUACAAAGUAUGAUGAAGAAAUUGAAGGAGAGAAGAAGCAAAGUUUUCGCUUGGGUGUAGGUGGAGGAGCAUCAGCUUAUGAUGAUGUGCCAGAAGCUGUAAGAAGGAUUGCAAAGUUACGAAAAUUGCAGAAUUUGGAGACUCCACAGGUCCAGUUAGCUUCAGAGUACUUUACUGAAACUGAAAUGGUUAGCUUUCGAAAAGUGAAAAAGACUAAGAAAAAAAAGAAAAAGAAAUUAAGAGCUGAUGAUUUGGAACCUAUUGAAGAAGAGUCUUUAGUUUACCUGGGGUCAAGUACUGCUAGACAAGCCCGGUUAGAAGCCCUAGAAGUCAAUAAUGACAAGGAACGGUUACCUGCUGAUGGACUGGGUACUCCCAGUGCAGGUCGCACACAUUGUCUUAGAGAUUUGCUGGAAGAAGAAGAUGAAAAAGUAAAAAUGGAAGAUGAUGAUGAUGAUGUUGAUGCUGUUGAGAGUGAACAAGAUGAUAUUGAACUCCAAGAAGCAUUAGCAAGGUCAAGGAGGGCCAAGAUUGCCCAGUCUGCACAACCUAGCAGUGAGAAAAUUCUAGACUUGUUAAAGGAAAAACCUAUAAAAAAGGAAGAAACAGAAGAGGUCAUGGAAGAAGAUGGAGCCGGACUUGUCAUGACGCUCAACACCACUGAUGAAUUUUGCCGCACUUUAGGGGAUCUUCCUACUUAUGGUCUUUCUGGUAAUCGAGCAGAUGAUGAGCAAACAAUGUUGCAGCUACAGCAACCUAAGGAGAAGGAAGCUCAGGAGCCUCGUGGAGCAUGGGAGGAAGUGGGGAUUGACGACACGCGAGUGGAGAUCAGUGAUAGCAUGACCGUUCCCAUCCUAGAGGAGGAACCCGAUGCCAGUAAGGGAGUUGCUAAUGCCCUCAAACUGGCCCUUAAGAAGGGCUACUUAGAGAAAACAAACGUAACUAAAUCUGCUAAUGCUGCCUUGCAGCAUCUGAGAGCCGUGCAUUACAGCAUAGAGGAUAAAGCAGUGGAUGAUGAGCGUGGUCGAGGCCGUGGAGAACGGUACAUGGGGCCAGUCACAGACUUUAAAGACAAGGACAACUACAAACCUGACGUCAAGCUGGAAUAUGUAGAUGAUGAAGGUCGCAAGCUAAAUGCAAAGGAGGCAUUCAGAUAUUUAUCUCACAAGUUCCAUGGGAAAGGUUCGGGUAAAAAUAAGACAGAAAAACGGAUGAAAAAAUGGAAUGAGGAGCUGCUAAUGAAGCACAUGAGCUCAUCAGAUACACCACUUCAGACACUAGAGAGACAGAGGGAGAAACAGAAACAGCUUGGAGCUGCAUAUCUUGUUCUCUCUGGAAGUAAGACUCAAGAGUCAAUGGAUGUCAAAAAGUGAAGUGGUAAUUUGUUCUGAUUUAAAUUUUAAUAUGCUUUCUAAAUCAUAUUGAAAUUGUAUAACAUGUUAAAUGUGUAUACAGUACCUUUGAGUCAUGUGAUGUAUGUAACUUUAAUUACUUUCUUCAGUGUGAGAUUUUUGACCCUUCAUGCUAAUCGUAUUUUGAUAUCUGUAUAUUAUUAUAAUGCUAAAUGCUUUUUGUUGGUUUAAA